UAUACUCAGUCGUUGUAGUUCGUGUGGACUCGUCGUUUUCUUAUUCGUCUAGGUUUAUAAAAGCUGGAUUGGCACCCCCGCAAGUUUAUUUACGUUUGCGCGCGAAGAUAACCAAGUCGCCAUGUACCGGUUAUUACUCCCGGUGUUUCUGACAUUGAACGCUGUGUCGUCAGCGCCUCAGGAUGUUACAGAAAACUCCAACGUUACGUAUGUGCAAAUACAACCACUAGUCACAAACAACACGCAAGCCGACUCGCCCAUACUAGAAUCCAGAAUCGAAAAAAUACCGCUCACAAUUCCGGGAGCCGUAGCAGUUGCAAUCGAAAAUAACGUUUCCCGCCAAAGCAACAUUAUCACAACAGAGAUCGACCAAUCAGAGACGACAACGAUUACACCGGAAAAAACUACGCGAUUUAUUCCGGUCAGACGAGCAACUACUGAAAAAAUUACAAGUCCAACAGAAGUCCCUACUACAUUAUUGCCUAUAAAACCAUCUUUUAGCAAACCGAAACCGAAAUUUGUGUCCAAAUUAAGUUAUUACAAUAAAGCGAGUUCAUUUGAUGUUAAUGCGGCUAAUAAUUUAGUUGGACGCGUCGGAAAAAGGAAGUACAAAACUACAUGUAGAUGUGAGAAAAUUUGGAACUGUCCAAAACUACAAAUAACUAUACCGAGAUGUCCGGAUGAAUAUUUUCUAUGUUGCUUAUAAAUAAGAAGUAAUUACAUAGAAUAUACAUUUAGGAUUUCGCUACAAAAUAGGUGACAUGAUUAAAAAAUAAAUUAGUCUCGCCAACCAUUUAUAAUUAAAUAAUUUAACACAAGUAUAAAGUUACGAAAAUAAAAGCCUAUAAGGAAAAAGUACCAAGUUCACAGGGUCAUCUAAAGAAUAUAGGUAGCAAUAUUUUUAGUUACUGAAUAUUUUGAUUUUGAUUUGAAUAUUUAAAAUAGGUAAUUUGUAAAGCCCAUAAAAAAUUGCCUAAUUUUUUACAAAUUAACAUUUUUAAAAGCAUUUUCAUUUACCAAUGUUAGCUUUUAAAGUCGGUCAAUACUGUAAAACCAUAGUCAGACUUUAGUUUUUAAAUCAUUAAAUAAAUAAGGUUUUCUACAA
Colias croceus (clouded yellow) is the source of this 1105-nucleotide messenger RNA. RefSeq lists its product as uncharacterized. The record is from RefSeq and is a predicted model, not a curated record. Lineage: Eukaryota; Metazoa; Arthropoda; Insecta; Lepidoptera; Pieridae. The coding region runs from base 122 to 706 and encodes 194 amino acids. The transcript has 2 exons.